AAGGUUGGGCUUACAAUUAAAAAAAUAAAACACGAAGACAACUUUUUCUCUGAAACUCUUCUCCCUGCUAUCGUUCUAUUCUCUGAAACUCUUCCUCCCUGUUAUCAUUCUAUUCUCCAGCUGCCAAACGAAAAACCCUAAUCGAACCCUAAUCGAACCCACGGCCGCGAAUUUCCUCUUUCUUCUCUCACGUAAAUCGCUUCUAAAUUGCUUCUUCUCUCACGAAAUCACUGCUGAAUCGCACGAAAAUCGCUUAUUUCGAAUCGCUUUUGGGUUAUAUCUUGUUCGACAUUAGAGGAGGAAACUUCUGCUAUCAAGGCAGCAGGAAAACCAAGGUUAUCGCUCAUUAUCAUUGUUGGCAGUUUUUCUCUUCCAGUUGCUUCACUACUCUUCGAUUGUGUAUUUCAUCUUUGUUUGUGAAUCCCAAGUCAAGAUUAUCUACAAACACUUGUGUGUCUUUGAGGUUAAUUAGAUGGAUAGUAACGAGGAUCAACCACAUGAUGAUGAUAUUGAUGAUGGAGAUCAUGAGAACAUUGUUGAUCAGGAAGCGGAAAUUAGAAGAGGAAUAACACUUAUGAAGAAAGUCAUUCGGAAUAGAGACCAAGGCAUACUAUUAGAUGCGCAUUGGAGCGAAAGUGGCCUACUAAUUGAGCCUAACGGUUCAAAGAUUACAAGUUUUAUUGGUGCACUCGUAAGGAAUGCAAUUCCAAUUACUUGUGAUGAUUGGAGAGAUACAAAUUUGGAAGAAGCUAAAGACAAACUUUGGAUUGAGAUACAGAGGAGUUUCAACAACAUGGAGGAUAAUAGAAGAAAAAUUUGUCUCAAGUUGGUCGGAAGACUAUUAAGAGGGUUUAGGACUUUUUUAACUAGGAGAUAUCUUAGGGAUGCGAAUAAAAUUUUUGUUGAUGCAGAGUAUCCAAAAAUAUAUAGCAGUUUGAUUGCACCUGAAGAAUGGGAAACGUUUAAAGCAAAACGAAAAAACCCAAAAUUUCGGAGUAGAAGUGAAACAAAUCGGCAAAGAGCAUCAGGUCCCCCAUAUCCAUACAGAAAAGGGCGUAUGGGAUAUGGACGCUUAGAACAGUCUAUUUUAACAAGGGAGAGUAGUUCUGAAACAUCUGUUCCACCACAUGUUUUGUGGAAGGAAGCCCGUGUGGGAAAGGAUGAAGUUGUCAAAGAAGAUGUUCAAAAAGUUUUUGAAAAAUGCGAGAGUCUAUCUCAGUCUAUAUCUCCAGAUGAAGGCAAUGAUUGCAGGAGCAUACUUAGCCGUGCAUUAGAUGUUCCUGAAUAUUCUGGUCGGGUGAGGGGUAAGGGAUUUGGAAUCACUCCAACAUCCUUGAAGAUGAAAAAACAGAAGGCUCCUAGCAAUAGAGAACUGCAGGAAACCAUGUAUGCACUACAAGCUGAAGUCCGCGAAUUGAAAAGGGAAAAAGAAUUAAGAGAGCAAACUUCAGGUUGUAAAAUGUAA
This is a messenger RNA of Vicia villosa (hairy vetch), 1465 nucleotides long. RefSeq lists its product as uncharacterized. The transcript is spliced from 8 exons. NCBI's taxonomy places the organism in Eukaryota, Viridiplantae, Streptophyta, Magnoliopsida, Fabales, Fabaceae. The record is from RefSeq and is a predicted model, not a curated record. Bases 473 to 1465 code for a protein of 330 amino acids.